AAUAAUAUAAUUAGAUCAACGCAGUGUAUACCCGUGUGCAGUUAUUUCAUGAGAAGUCUUAUUGUUUCUUGCAUUUAUGAAUUACAACGCCAUUUUGUGGGCUUUAGAAGCUUUAAAAUGUGUUAAUUUUGCCAAUUUUCGUGUUAAAUUAAUCAAAGUGAGGUGCUGUGGUGUUUUGAAAAUCGAAUGUUGAUUUUUUUACCAAGCGUCAAUCUUUCGUUUGUGAUUUGUGAAAAAAAUGUUCUGCGUCCAAGAAAAGGAACGAGCAGACACCUUUGCAUCAGACAAGGACCCGCUCAGCAUCACACAAACACCAACCGACUCAGAUGACUCGGACGAGCCUGCAGCCAAACGCAUAAAAUACUCCCCACUAAACCUUCAAGUUUACCAAAUACCUGCGUUCAACACACCGAAAUCCCUCUCCAUAUAUCCUACGAAUACGCUACCAAAUUUUGUGAACAAUCCUCUAAACUUAGCGAAUCCAUUAUCAUUUGCAACCAAACCGCAAAAUGGAGAAAGUCUGGUAAAGAAUCUACAUCAUCGGUAUUCCUUACCAGCUAAGUUGACUAUUACUCCGGUUGUGAACGGAGAAGUGGUACGGUAUAAGAAGAAUGGAGAAGUGGCGAAGAAGCGAGGGCCUCCGAAAGGUUAUAAGAGGAAACCGAAAGCUGAGAAGUUGGAGUUCUCGCAGAGUUUUAAUGGAGGUUUGCAGUCUUCUUUACAGACCCAGAACACGAUACUAUCAAGCCUGCUAGCUGCCAACAACACUAGCAUCACCGGAGUCAGCAUACAGCCUGUCCAGCCACCACCACCACAGCCGGAGAUCAAACUGCCUGAAGGCACGGAGCUGGUAGAGUUACUUCUCGACCCUGAAGACUGGUUUCCCACCGAGCCCUACAAGAUGGUGUUCAGCAGAAAAAAGAACCCCAAGUGGAAGAACUUCCCAUAUCAAUGCGAACAUUGCUUUAAAGGUUACCGCGUAGCAUCAACCCUUAUCACCCACGCAGCAGAACGCCACGGCUGCGUCCCCAAAGACUUCGCCAUCCCGUGUCCGUGCUGUCCCCACGUGUCCACCCGCCGCAAGCACCACAAGAAGCAUCUGGAGACGCACGAGAGCCGCCGCCAUAGGAUAUUCUGUCUCUACUGCUUACCCCCACACGACCCUUCAGAACCAUUCGUGAAAGAACCAGUAAAGUACCCUUACGAUAAAUUUCCCCAAUUUUGGUACGCCUCAGAAGAAUCAUUAAGACUUCAUAAAAAGCGAAAACACCCAUAUUCCGGGCUUUUUAACGUUUCAUGGUUCAGCACAUGGCGAGAUGCAACCCCAAAUAGCUAAUAAAAAGGUAAAAUAGUAUUAUUUUUAAAACGACGCUGGCAACCCCACAGUAUUUUUUUUAAUUUCUAAUUUAGUAGAUUUUUUUACGCUGGCAACUUUUUUUGGUAGUUUUUGUUUUUAACUAGGUUAGUGAUUUCUCUUGUGAUUUUGCUAGGUUUUAAUUUUACCUGAAUUUUGGAUAUUAAAAAAAUAAGUAUUUUUAAUGGUAGGUUUUAGGAUUUAGGAUGUGAUCGAUUGAAAUGUAAUUCCAAAUUUAGUGAUAUGGCAACCCAGUAAUGUUGGCAACAUUUUUUUUUUCUUGUAGGUCUUAGGAUUUUUUUGUAUUUUCUGACCCAUUUUUUAUAUCAA
Molecule: messenger RNA, 1684 nt
Organism: Helicoverpa armigera (cotton bollworm)
Lineage: Eukaryota; Metazoa; Arthropoda; Insecta; Lepidoptera; Noctuidae
Exons: 6
Coding region: 239-1336 (365 amino acids)
Source: RefSeq, a predicted model, not a curated record